Messenger RNA from Phragmites australis (common reed), 2369 nucleotides. Its product is annotated as long chain base biosynthesis protein 1a-like. The coding region runs from base 671 to 2128 and encodes 485 amino acids. The record is from RefSeq and is a predicted model, not a curated record. The transcript has 13 exons. Gene Ontology annotation, biological process: sphingosine biosynthetic process; ceramide biosynthetic process. NCBI's taxonomy places the organism in Eukaryota, Viridiplantae, Streptophyta, Magnoliopsida, Poales, Poaceae. Gene Ontology annotation, cellular component: endoplasmic reticulum. Gene Ontology annotation, molecular function: pyridoxal phosphate binding; serine C-palmitoyltransferase activity.
UUUGCGAGCAGAGACAGAGGCAGAGCAACCAACGUCUCGCGAAAUUCUGAAGUCUAAAUGAACUCUCUAGUCAGCCAGGAGGGUCGAUGGGUGGUUAAUUGAUCACUCGCAACCCCAGAAGAUUUGUAUAGAAUUACUCCAUCAGCCAGGAUUGACCACUGCCACCGGGAUCAACGCUGGCCCGGUCGGGAGCGACGAGCCGAGGUCGAAGAAGACGAGCGCAGCCAGCCAGCCGAAGACGACCGCCGCCCGAGCGCAAGCCCGCUCAAACCCAUCGUCUCCGCAUCGUCGUCUCCUCCGUCCUCCCCCGUUAUAUUAGAGCCACAUCGAGACUGCACUGGCCACCACGCACCACCUCGAAUCCGUCGCCCUCCUCUUCCCAGCCGAGGCCACCCAUCGACGCCCGCCCUCCUCCCCGCGGCGAACUCGCAGACCUCCUGGCUGGCUUCCUCCCGCUGAAGCGAAUUCCCCUCGUAGCGGCCCCCCUCCCUCUAGACUGGCGGCAGAGUGGAGAUCCAUCGGGGCUUGGUUGAUUCCUUCGUGUGUCGGCCCGCCCUGCCCUGCCCUGGUCUCGGCUUUGGAUUCCGCUCUUCCGCGAUCGAUCUGAUUCAUUGACGAGCUUGGGACGCUAAGUUUUCCAUCUCGUGCUACGAGAAUCUCUCCCCGGGACAUGGACAUGGCAUUGCCAGUUGUGAAUGCCACCGUGGCGGUGCUUGCUCGUGUCUCCGCUGCAUUCAACGCCCCCCUUGCCCGUGCAGUCGUCUUCGGGGUCCAUAUCGAUGGGCACUUGGUUGUGGAAGGGCUUCUUAUUGCGGUCAUAGUGUUUCAGCUUUCCAGGAAGAGCUACAAACCCCCAAAGAAGCCACUCACUGAAAAGGAGAUUGAUGAGCUAUGUGAUGAUUGGGAGCCGGAACCUCUAUGUCCUCCGAUCAAGGAUGGAGCCCAAACCGACUCUCCAGUGUUGGAAAGUGCUGCUGGACCGCAUACAAUCGUCGAUGGUAAAGAAGUUGUCAACUUUGCGUCAGCAAACUACCUUGGUUUAAUUGGCAACAAGAAGAUUAUUGAUUCUUGUGUUGGUUCAUUGGAGAAAUAUGGCGUUGGGUCUUGUGGUCCACGCGGCUUUUAUGGGACAAUUGAUGUCCACCUUGACUGUGAGGCAAAAAUAGCUAAAUUCCUGGGAACUCCGGACUCCAUUCUGUAUUCAUAUGGGAUUUCUACAAUAUUCAGUGUGAUACCUGCCUUUUGUAAGAAAGGAGAUAUCAUAGUCGCUGACGAGGGUGUUCACUGGGCAGUGCAAAAUGGUCUCCAUCUAUCAAGAAGCACUGUAGUGUACUUCAAGCACAAUGAUAUGGCUUCACUUGCAAGAACUUUGGAAAAACUUACUCGUGGAAAUAAACGUGCUGAAAAGAUUAGACGCUACAUUGUUGUAGAAUCCAUCUACCAGAAUUCUGGUCAAAUUGCCCCCUUGGAUGAGAUUGUCAGAUUGAAGGAGAAAUAUCGAUUCCGCGUUAUUCUGGAGGAGAGUCAUUCUUUUGGUGUGCUUGGCAGGUCCGGGCGCGGCCUUGCUGAGCAUUAUGGAGUUCCAAUUGAAAAAAUUGAUAUCAUCACUGCUGGAAUGGGAAAUGCAUUAGCUACUGAUGGUGGCUUCUGCACUGGAAGUGUCAGAGUUGUUGACCAUCAGCGUCUAAGCAGCGCUGGGUAUGUUUUCUCUGCCUCGCUGCCACCUUAUCUUGCCACUGCUGCUGUUUCUGCUGUCAAUUUCCUGGAGGAGAAUCCCUCAGUUCUUGCAAACCUAAGGAGCAAUAUUGAUCUUUUGCAUAAAGAACUGUCGGAUGCUCCAGGGCUUGAAAUUUGUAGCCAUGUUCUGUCACCUAUAGUCUUUCUUAAGCUGAAGAAAUCGACAGGUUCUCCAACCACCGACCUAGAUCUUUUUGAGACUAUUGCUGAGAGGAUGUUGAAGGAAGAUUCAGUUUUCAUUGUGACAUCAAAGAGGUCAAAUUUGGACAGGUGCAAGCUUCCUGUUGGAAUCCGCCUGUUUGUAUCAGCAGGCCAUACCGAAUCAGACAUCUCCACACUAUCCUCAUCCUUGAAAAGGGUUUCAGCAUCAGUUCUUUCAGACUACUUUUGAUCCACACCGGAUUCCCUUAAGACGAAAUCGAUCCUUUCCUACGCGCUGUGUACUCUAGGCCGUGUGUGUUUGGUAAAUGUACAUAACCUGUGCAUUUCUACAUCUGAUGAAUUCAUCUUGUUGUUGCUCAUACCCACAGUACUUGCAAAAUAAAAUUUUUGUAGAGCAGUGAUGUUGGAGAAUGGUGCUCUUGUGCUGUACACCUGGCUGAUUUCCUAGCACUAGUGAUUUUCCCUGUAAA